AUGGAUACCCAUGUGAAAGGAGGAGAGGUUUAUUUACAACACCAGAAACAUUCUGAGAAGUGGAAGCGGUACUGGCUGAACCUUUACCCAGGCAGCCGGAAUGGUGUGGCCCGGAUUGAGCUAACGGAAGCAGUUUCGGAACGUUCGCCAGUGAUGGUUCGGAGGCAGCCUGACCGCAAGGUGGUCCGGCUUGCUGACUGCAUCAGUGUGGUGAAACUCCCCCCCAAUGCUGAAGCCCACCCUGGUGGCAACAUGGCUGCCUUCUGCGUAUUAACAGAUGAGAAGAAGCUGGUGUUUGCAGUGGAAAAAGAAGGCUGUGGAGAAUGGGUGAACAAGAUCUGUGAGAAUGCCUUUCAGAAAGGCAUUAGUAAUGCGCCUCGCCAGGUCCCACACAUGGAGGAGAAUCAGAUCUAUGCUUCCAGAGAGGAAGUGUUUGAGUUUCGUGUGACAGUGCAGCAGUCAGAAGCCUCGGCGCGGUGCGGCCUGUGGGGAGAGUUUUGGCUGCAACCGAGUGAAGACUCACUGGUGCUCAAAGACGUCGACAGCAGGCAGGUCAUAAUGGGAUGGCCAUAUAAGCUUCUCCGCCGCUAUGGACGGGACAAGGUGAUGUUGUCAAUUGAGGCAGGCAGACGCUGUUCUUCUGGUCCUGGCACUUUUAACUUUGAAACAGUGCAAGGGGACGAGAUCGUCCGGCACAUGGAGCUGGCCAUCCAGCAGCAGAAGAACGGGAGUACCUUUGGAGGCAGCUGCUCUCCCCACUCUCCUGGAUCCCCUCUAUCCAGGCGCCCCUAUAGCGCCACCCUGCUGGACACUCAGAUGAACACCAGUUCUGACUCAAGCACAUAUUUUGGUUUCUCAAAUGCUACGUAUUCUAAUUCUGCAGUUCCUAUUGGCUCAGCUGAGGCAUCAGGUAUCAAACCUGCCAUUGGUUCAUCCAAGUCUACACACAGACAUUCCAAUGAUUACAUUUGCUUGCCUGAACCUGUGUAUUCCACUCCUGCUGAUGUCCUUUGUUUAGGUGAGUGUUUAUAUGCACAGCCAAUCAUGAGAUCACAAGAGCUUAGUCACCUUCGUAGAGAGUAUGAAGAGCCAGUGUACUCCGAGCCUCAUGAUGUCAUGCAACCCAGCCUUAUUCCUCAAACAUCUGUCUGUGCUCAUCCUACAAACAAAGUCAAACUUCCCAUCACCAUAGAAACACAUCACCAUGGCAGUCAGCCAGAACCAGUGUACUCUGAGGUGCGUCACAGCAUACCAAAGUCAAUCCAGGUUCAGAAUGAAGAAGAACAUAUCUACAGUUUACCGGAUGUAAGCACUAUUCCCCAAAGACAUGAAGAUUUUAAAUAUGGUGCUGUGAAAGAAACCAAGCAGGACACACAAAACAAGAAGGUGGAUGAAAUCAGCGUCAUUUACAGUCAAGUGAACAAACCACGAAAAAUCGCAAAGCCCCAAGACAAAAGCACAACUAACAGACCACAAAAUGUUAUGUCUGAAGACCUUGGACUGAUUUAA
This is a messenger RNA of Electrophorus electricus (electric eel), 1509 nucleotides long. Lineage: Eukaryota; Metazoa; Chordata; Actinopteri; Gymnotiformes; Gymnotidae. The record is from RefSeq and is a predicted model, not a curated record.